This is a messenger RNA of Eptesicus fuscus (big brown bat), 2616 nucleotides long. It is a transcript of the gene SEMA7A, whose product is annotated as semaphorin 7A (John Milton Hagen blood group). Bases 11 to 2005 code for a protein of 664 amino acids. Lineage: Eukaryota; Metazoa; Chordata; Mammalia; Chiroptera; Vespertilionidae. Gene Ontology annotation, cellular component: external side of plasma membrane. Gene Ontology annotation, biological process: neural crest cell migration; positive regulation of axon extension; negative chemotaxis. The transcript is spliced from 14 exons. The record is from RefSeq and is a predicted model, not a curated record. Gene Ontology annotation, molecular function: integrin binding; semaphorin receptor binding; chemorepellent activity.
GGUCCACGAGAUGACACCGCCUCCGCCCAGAUGCACCUCCCUCCGUGUCCCGCGCUGCCGCAUUCCCGGCCCACCGGCUCGGUCCGGACUCCCGCUGCAGUUGCUACUGCUGCUGCUCUGGGCGGCCGCCGACACCCAAGGCCACCCGAAGAGUGGACCCCGCAUCUCCGUUGUCUGGAAAGGCCGCGCAGGGAAGGACCGGAUGGAUUUUGGCUCGGCGGAGCCACACACCGUGCUUUUCCAUGAGCCAGGCAGCGAUUCUGUGUGGGUGGGCGGACGUGGCAAGGUCUACCUCUUCAACUUCCCCGAGGGCAAGAACGCCUCUGUGCACACGGUGAACAUUGGCUCCACCGAGGGAUCCUGCCUGGGCAAGCAGGACUGUGAGAACUACAUAACACUCCUGGAGAGACAGGGCGAGGGGUUGCUGGCCUGCGGAACCAAUGCCCGGCACCCCAGCUGCUGGAGCCUGGUGAAUGGCACUGUGGAGUCACUUGGUGAGAGGAGAGGUUAUGCCCCCUUCAGCCCGGAUGAGAACUCCCUGGUUCUGUUUGACGGGGAUGAGGUGUACUCUACAAUCCGGAAGCAGGAAUACAACGGGAAGAUCCCUCGGUUCCGCCGCAUCCAGGGCGAGAUUGAGCUGUACACCAGUGACACCGUCAUGCAGAAUCCACAGUUCAUUAAGGCCACCAUCGUGCACCAAGACCAGGACUAUGAUGACAAAAUCUACUACUUCUUCCGGGAGGACAACCCUGACAAGAAUCCCGAGGCUCCUCUCAAUGUGUCCCGCGUGGCCCAGCUGUGCAGGGGGGACCAGGGUGGUGAGAGUUCGCUGUCGGUCUCCAAAUGGAAUACCUUCCUGAAGGCCAUGCUGGUGUGCAGCGACCCCCUCACCAACAAGAACUUCAACAGGCUGCAGGAUGUCUUCCUACUCCCUGACCCUAAUGGCCAGUGGAGGGACACUAGGGUCUAUGGUGUUUUCUCCAACCCCUGGAACUACUCGGCUGUCUGUGUAUAUUCCCUUGGUGACAUUGACAAGGUCUUCCGUACUUCCUCACUCAAGGGCUACCACACAGGCCUUCCCACCCCUCGGCCUGGCAAGUGCCUCCCAGGCCGGAAGCCGAUACCCACGGAGACCUUCCAGGUGGCCGACAGUCACCCUGAGGUAGCACAGAGGGUGGAGCCCAUGGGGCCUCUGAAGACACCACUGUUUCACUCUAAGUACCACUACCAGAAAGUAGUUGUCCACCGCAUGCACACCAGCCACGGCGAGACCUUUCACGUGCUUUACCUAACUACAGACAGGGGCACCAUCCACAAGGUGGUGAAGUCAGAGGAGUGGGAACGCAGCCUCGUCUUCAACAUCCUGGAGAUCCAGCCCUUCCGCCGUGCAGCAGCCAUCCAGGCCAUGUCACUGGACCCUGACCGGCGGAAACUGUAUGUAAGCUCCCAAUGGGAGGUGAGCCAGGUGCCCCUGGACCUGUGUGACAUCUAUGGUGGGGGCUGCCAUGGCUGCCUCAUGGCCCGAGACCCAUACUGUGGCUGGGACCAAGGCCACUGUGUCUCCAUCUUUAGCUCCCAAAGGUCAGUGCUGCAGUCUAUUAAUCCAGAUGAGCCACACAAAGAGUGCCCCAACCCAAAGCCAGAUGAGGCCCCGCCUCAGAAGGUCUCCUUAGCCCGGAACUCGCGCUACUACCUGAGCUGCCCCAUGGAGUCCCGCCAUGCCACCUACUGGUGGCGCCACGGAGAGAAGGUGGAGCAGAGCUGCGAGCCUGGCCACCAGAGUCCCAACUGCAUCCUGUUCAUCGAGAACCUCACGGAUGGGCACUAUGGCCACUACUACUGCGAGGCCCAGGAGGGCUCCUACGUCCGCAAGGCCCAGCACUGGCAGCUGCUGUCUGAGGACGAGGCCAGGGCCCAGCAUCUGCUGGGCUGUGCCCAUGCCCUUUUGGCCUCCCUCUGGCUGGGGGUCCUGCCAACACUCAUUCUUGGCCUACUGGUUCAUUAGGGCCUCCUGGGGCUGGGCAUGUUGUGGGCUUCUGCAGUCCCAGGGCACUAGGAAAGUCUCACGCCAGAGCCACCCGCUGGGAGCUCCUUGCCCACCAUAGGUUCCAGGGGGACUGCAUAGCUUGACAGGGGACACCAGGCCUGGAGAUGGCCAGCCACAGGCGGCUGCUGGGUGGGGCAGGGUAGUGGGGGCUGGAGAAUGAAGGCACGGGCUAUGAAGCUGGGGCAUUGAUGGCCCAAGACUUUAUCUUCUGGAGACUAUUUUUCAAAAAUUCUUCCUCAGACUUGCCCAUAUUCAGUGAUGCUCCUGGCCCAAGAGCCUGUGGGCCAGAGAGGGGUUGGGAAAGGGGAGCUGGGAUCCCGUUUCUGGACCUUCAAGCUCUCUAUACUCAAAUUGCCCCUCAUCCUCCCUCCUGCCACCGCAGGGGCUGGUUGGCCCAGGCUGCCCUCUGUGGCCUCACCAGCCCUGGGUCCCACUAAGGCGGCCUCCUUGCAUGUUUAUUGAAGGAUGUUUGCUUUCCGGACGUGAGGACGGAAAGGGCUCUAUUUUUAUCUUAGGCUUAUUUCAUGUACUGCUACUUCCGACUGCAUCUGUAUGAAAAUACCAAAACU